GAUAUUGUAUCAUUAUCCACACCCCCGUCGUACAGCGAUCGAGUCGCAAUAACAUACAUUGAUGUUGAUCCCAUACUUUUAGAGGAUGGCCUUUGGUUUAAUAUAGUGUCAAUAGUUUCGUGCCAGAGGCCUUGUCAACAGGAAUACGCAGUCCAAGGAUGACAAUCCCAGACUGGGCUCACAGAGUGUCGUCCUGUAGACUUUAAGACCAGAGAAUGGUAAAAUAGUGGCCUGAUGACUCCUGACUAUACGUUCGACAAGGUUCAUUGAUCAACGUGUAUUCGUUCUUGACUGCCAUAGUCCAUGGACAGUCAUUGACCAACUCAUCAACGCGGAAUCCAAGAAGCCCGACUGUUGAUAUUCCAGUAUUACAUUCUCGAGUAUGAUAUAUGUCAGAGAGACUGCUGUCGACUUGUACAGUUAAAGGACACAACAAGUGAUCGUAUCACUUAACCAUCAGCCUGGAAUGUAAGAGUCAUCACACAAGUCCACUACUCGAAAAUAGGGAUUCAUACUUAUCAACAAUGCUUAUACUGGGACUAUUUCUCCAAGCUGUGUUUUCCCAAUCAGAUUCACAAAGCAUUGAAAUUCCUGCGACAGCAAAUUCUGUGAACGGGAUGAGCGAAUAUAUAUACUUCAACAAGGGCCAGUCUUGGAACACAGCGCGAAGUGUGUGCGGUUCUAUUGGGGGCUACCUUGCCCGAUUUGACACACUCGGAUUAUUUCAAAUGGCUGAAGCACAAUCUGCUGAUGGAUUCCCUUGGAAAGCAAAUUGGGACCACUCAUGGACGAGUCUGUAUUGGAAUGACGACCAGACUCGUGUCUUUGAUGACAGUGAUUGCAGCCUCUUCACUUCCAAUCUCAGUGUCACUGAUGUAUUCAAGGAUGCAAAUAAUGCCCAAUAUGAAGGCGGGAAGAGAUGCUUCAGACUUAAUAAAGACGCGUAUCGUUUGGAGAGACAUGCCUGUGACGGAAAAUUGAAGUUUAUAUGUGAACGAAAAGCAGAUAAAUGUCUCUACUCUAGUGUAGGGACGGGGGCUGCUGUAGUUAGUCAUGGUAAUGCCACGUCAGAUGCCUGCCAGGAGGUCUGCAACGCAGUGUCCGGAUGCUUCUUGGCAGGCAACUACGAAACCAACCUCUGUGUCAUGCUGACAGUACCUCCAGGUUCCAACGCUAUGUAUCAGAAAAACUGCUUUACAGCUUCUCGGAACGAAAGCGACACUGACGGAUAUAUAGAUCCCCAGGAUGACACCCCUGAGAUUCCUUCUGGCUGCACCCCAAAUAAUGGUUCCGAGGCUCCUGAGGCUCCUGUAACCAGUACUGUCGUAUUUCCAACGACCAGUAUAGACUUGUGUCCAUCGAGCACGGCGAGUUAUGUCUACAUCAGCACCGAAACGCUUUCAUGUUCUCCUGACUUCAUCACAGUCUCAGUCUCUCAACCAGUAAGUUACGUCACAGUGACGGACAUAACGUCAGUAGCAACGACAGUGAUACAAACCCAAACAGCUACUGAAGUUCUCAGCACGUGCCAUCUUCCUACAUCCAUUUCGACAUCGACGAGCCCUUGUGCGAUCAGCACCGAGACUCUCAUCACAGAGUUAACGUCGACGGUGCUUGUGACGUCAGUGGUGUCCUGCCCGAGCGUAAGUCCAGUCCAGUUGACCAUUACGUCUUCUUGUCCAGAACCGAUGACGGUUCUUCAAGAACACACGUCUUGCGUCUGCGCAUCUGCUUUCAUGACGUCAGAACUCACAAGUGUUGUCUCCCCUGAAUCCGCUUCGUCGAUUUUAUCAUCCGAUCUUCAGUCUGCAAACCCUGGUCCUGUAUUAGAUCAGACCACAAUAUGUCGAACCUAUAACCUGACAGAUCUUGGUGAAGACGAGCUGAAUGUACUUUUAGCAUCCAUUGUUAAAGAACUAACGAUUGAAACAAAAAAUCUUUCGAAAACUGUUCGAAAAAAGACAAGUGCUCAAGACUCCAGACCACUGUCACAGAGCAUAGGGUAUUCGGCCUUGAGUCUGAUAAUAAUACCGUUUGUAGUCGUUAUUCUAAUGGACGUACCAAUAAUUAUCAAGGAUGUACAGAAUACGCUUGUUAAUGUUAAAAAGACGGGAACUCCGUGACGUCAGCUCAAUGAACACAGAAGAUUGAAUGGAUUAACCGGCCAGUGCUGAGAUUAUAACAUAGCCUUAAAAUUACUAGUAUCCAAAACGAAACCCAAAUGAAAGGGGCCGAUGUUGGCUGGUUCCACAGUCCUCCUGUUACCCAACGUUUAGUUUUAACUUAUUUCUUUUAACAAUCCAUUUAUAUAGCAUAAGCCACAUGUACAUGCUAAUCAAAAUUGAAAACUGUUCGUUUUGGACAUGAAUUGACUGUAUAUGUAUCUAUCAGUUAUAUACGAUCUGUUCAUGCGUAUAAUAGGCGCCGCGAUUCGUUGUGCGUCCCUUGGGCACGCCAGAAACCUAUGAUUGUGGGUUCGAAUCCCGGUUCGCCCCGAUUAUGUUUCUAGGUUUGUCAGCACCAUACCCGUUCUCGUAGGUUUCA
This is a messenger RNA of Haliotis rufescens (red abalone), 2544 nucleotides long. RefSeq names its product mucin-5AC-like. The record is from RefSeq and is a predicted model, not a curated record. Lineage: Eukaryota; Metazoa; Mollusca; Gastropoda; Lepetellida; Haliotidae. Bases 525 to 2123 code for a protein of 532 amino acids. The transcript is spliced from 6 exons.